AUGCUGCAAAAAGUACAAGAAAAGUGCUUUCUUUGUUUGAAACAGUUCAAGAUAUUUACCACUUUUUUUAGAUCAAGUUCACUUAGAUGGAAACAAUUGGCUUUUGGAGAAGAUAAAGGACUAAAGAUUAAAAAUGUAACUAUAAAACAAUUAUGUCCUACCCGUUGGGAGGCUCGUCAUAAUGCAAUAUUUUCUUUAAAACAGAGAUUUUCAGAUAUUUUAAGAGUAGUUACAAAUAUUCAAUUAACAAGUGACAAAAGUGAUGAAAUACAUAUGGCAAAAAUAUUACAAAACAAACUAGGGUCAGCAGAAUUUAUUCUUAUUCUAUGCAUAUGGGAACCAAUUUUGGGAUCACUUCAAAUUUUAUCUAAAACUUUACAGUCUGUUCAUCUUAGCUUAAACAAAGCUUCAAUACAGUUACAAAAGGCUACUGAAAGUAUAGAAAAAAUGAGACAAGAGUACGAAAAAAUAACUGUUAACGCAAGAAAAUUGUAUGAAACAUGGAAUAUACCAUUUAAAUUUGAUAAAAAGCUUCAACGAUAUGCUGUAAGACAUUUUGACGAAGUAGAUAGUGAUUUCGACUUACGGUAA
This is a messenger RNA of Macrosiphum euphorbiae (potato aphid), 591 nucleotides long. The record is from the annotation of a GenBank genome assembly. Lineage: Eukaryota; Metazoa; Arthropoda; Insecta; Hemiptera; Aphididae.